Lotus japonicus is the source of this 1068-nucleotide messenger RNA. RefSeq lists its product as uncharacterized. The coding region runs from base 1 to 1068 and encodes 355 amino acids. Lineage: Eukaryota; Viridiplantae; Streptophyta; Magnoliopsida; Fabales; Fabaceae. The record is from RefSeq and is a predicted model, not a curated record. The transcript is spliced from 4 exons.
AUGGGUGAUGAACCUGAGCAAGAUUUUUCUAUACAAGAGGGGUUUGAGAUUAAAAGGAUAAAAAAUGACAAGACUAGGGUAACUGCUAAAUGUGCAGCAGAUGGUUGCUCAUGGCGCAUCCAUGCCUCUCCUACGCCCGAUGGGAAGAUAUAUAAGAUUAAGACAUAUAAUCCUUUGCAUUCCUGCAUAAGGACAUCCAAGAACUCCAAUGCCACAUCCACUUGGAUCGCAGACAAGUUAGAAAGCAAGUUAAAGGCUGACCCAAAUAUGAGUUAUGCCAGUAUGAAACAAGAAUUGUUGGAUAAUUAUGGCAUAGAACCGAGCAAUGUAGCUCAGCUUUAUCGUGCAAGAAAAAGGGUGAGACAAGACUCCAAAGGGGUUCAUGCACUUUCAUAUAAUGACUUACCGGCUUGGGCUAACCUUGCUAAGGAUACAAACCCUGGUUCCAUAAUUAAGCUAGAGUUGGAACCUAGGAUCAAUAAAAACCCUGAGUUUAAAAGGUUUUUUGUGUGCUUAGAUGCGAUGAAAAAGGGAUUUGUGAGAGGUUGUAGGCCUUGGUUUGGCAUUGAUGGCUGCCACCUCAAAGGACCAUAUGGAGGAGUAUUACUUUCAGCUAUGGCAGUUGAUGGAAACAAAGGCAUGUUCCCCAUUGCCUUUGCUAUUGUUGAAAUUGAAUGUAAAGAGUCAUGGAUGUUUUUCUUAUCAUUGUUGAAUGAUGCAUUGAGUUCUGUUCCUGAAUGGAAAGAUAGACAAGUGACAAUCAUGCCAGAUAUGCAAAAGGGGUUGCGAAAUUCAGUUGCAGAAAAAUUUCCUAAUGCCAAGCAUAGGUACUGUUGUAAUCAUUUGUUGAACAAUUUUAAGCUGAAGUUUAAAACACUGCUUCUUAGCACACAAUUCUGGGUUGUGGCAAUGGCUUAUAAUGAGUUUAUAUAUGGGAAAGCUAUGGACAAACUCAGAAAACUCAAUAUUGAGGCUGCAAAUUGGUUGUUAGAUCCUAAAAGGCCUAAAAGCAUGCGGGCAAGGCAUACUAUUGACCCUGAUUGCAAAUCUGAUCAUAUUGAUGAGUAG